CCCCGGCUCGCGGGUCCCAAUGCGCCCGCUCGGCCUCGUCUACACUCUGGUCUGCGCAAACUUUUGCAGCUAUCGGGACACUUCGGCGGCUCCGCAGAGCGCAUCCAUCAAAGCUUUGCGCAACGCCAACCUCAGGCGAGAUGAGAGCAAUCACCUCACAGACUUGUACCGGAGAGACGAGACCAUCCAGGUGACAGGACACGGCCACGUGCAGAGUCCUCGCUUCCCCAACAGCUACCCCAGGAACCUGCUCCUGACAUGGCGGCUCCAGUCCUGGGAGAAAACCAGGAUACAGCUCACCUUUGACCACCAGUUUGGCUUGGAGGAAGCCGAAAAUGAUAUCUGUAGGUAUGAUUUUGUGGAAGUUGAAGAUGUAUCUGAAACCAGUACCAUAAUUAGAGGACGGUGGUGUGGACACAAGGAGGUUCCUCCAAGGAUAACAUCAAGAACAAACCAAAUUAAAAUAACAUUCAAGUCUGAUGACUACUUUGUGGCUAAACCUGGAUUCAAGAUUUAUUAUUCUUUUGUGGAAGAUUUCCAACCCGCAGCAGACUCAGAGACCAACUGGGAGUCAGUCACAAGCUCUAUCUCAGGGGUAUCCUAUCACUCUCCAUCAGUAACGGACCCCACCCUCACUGCGGAUGCUCUGGACAAAACAGUCGCAGAAUUUGAUACCGUGGAAGAUCUGCUCAAGCACUUUAAUCCAGAAUCAUGGCAAGAAGAUCUUGAGAAUCUAUAUUUGGAAACCCCCCAUUAUCGAGGCAGGUCCUACCAUGACAGGAAGUCAAAAGUCGACCUGGACAGGCUCAACGAUGACGUCAAGCGCUACAGUUGCACUCCCAGGAAUUACUCCGUCAACUUGAGAGAGGAGCUGAAGCUGACGCACGUGGUCUUCUUUCCCCGGUGCCUCCUUGUGCAGCGUUGUGGGGGCAACUGUGGCUGUGGGACCAUCAACUGGAAAUCCUGCACGUGCAGCUCCGGGAAAACCGUGAAAAAGUAUCAUGAGGUAUUAAAGUUUGAACCUGGCCAUUUCAAGAGGAGGGGCAGAACAAAGCACAUGGCUCUCGUUGACAUCCAGUUGGAUCAUCAUGAACGCUGUGACUGCAUUUGCAGCUCACGACCGCCUCGAUAAUAGAAUGUGCACGUACUUACGCUGAGCAUGAAUGAAUCUUUAGUUUAAGGAGGGUGUGGUAAGAGACCCUUUUCCCACCAGCAACCGAACUUAACUACUAGCCUGCAAAGCAAUGAAUACAAAUGGUUGCUGAGUUUCAACCUAGCUUUGUUAGCCAUGGCAAGUAGAAAGGUAUAUCAUCAACUUCUAUAUCCCAGAAUAUAGGAUUGCAUUUAAUAAUAGUGUCGGAGAAUAUGUACAUGUAUCUAUACAUACGUAUAUAUUCUCAUGUCUAUGUGUAAAUACAUCAAAUGGUUUAUUCAGUGUAUACAACCAGAUACACUAGAGCUGACAUAUGGUGGAGUUAUUUAGACCCUUAAAAUCUUUUGACUAAUUCAGGGACAUAUUAAAUAGAUGAAACAUGGCCUUGGAAGACUCAGAAGAUUAUUUUGUUUAUUUUUAAAUUCGAAUCACAAAACAAUCUUGGAUCUUGCUCUUUUAAAGAAAACACCUUGUAUAUUAAAAGCCAAUAAAUUAGCUUUUCUUAUAUAAACAUCUUAAUUAUAUAAAAAAAGGAAAACUAUGGUUUCUGGGGAAAAGGCACAGACCGUUUUUCCCAUGGGACGCACUACAUGCUUACCUAUGUAGACAAUAAUUACCUAUCUCCAGAAGCAUGCCAUAAUAAUAUAGAUGCUUUAGAAAUUAAGUCAUUAAGUCUUCUUUUUAUGCAUUUUGCUGAGGCAUGCAAAUUCACUUAACACCUGUCUCAAAAAAAUUUCUCAGAAGGUUUAUUAUUAUAAUCCUCCCAGAGACAAUUUAUUAACUGUAGCAGAAUUUUUAAUUGUUUCAUUCUGAAAACCCCUCCACAGAAGUAACUCCUUUUAGAAAAUGGCAUGGGGACUCUGUAUGAGCCUUUCAAAAUAGUGUUCGUUGAAAGAUUUGGAUAGUUGAAAGUAAGAACAGUGAACACAGAAAUAUUAACAGAACUGGAAAUCGGAUGGAAUAUUUGAUUGGAUCAUAUUUAAUAAUGGGUCCAAAACUCUCCAAAAAACGUGGAUUUACAAUGGCAUUUAAAUUUGGCAAGAAUCAUGAAUUAUUUAUAGCCUAAAAGCUUUUGUGUAUUAAAACCACCCGAUUUUAUUGAUGUACAUUCCUAAUCGUACCCUCACUCACCAUUCUGAAUUCCUGUUUCUGAACUAAGUGAAAUCAGAUCUGGGGUCUGUGGUUCUCUCCAGAUCUGUGGAGCUUGUUCUAAGAAGCUGUCCUGCAAGUUACAGGAACACAAAUUUGGCCUCUCUCCACCACUAGAAACCUUGAGUUUGCAUCGGCAGUCAUUCUUGGUAUUUAAGGUCAUUUUCCCUCCCUGGCUCCUCAGUGUCUAUUGGAAAGGAGAUACUCCCGGAGUAGGAGGUGAUUCAUCAUUCUCCGAAGCAAGGCUCUUGGGAGAGAGCACCACUGAAAUCCAGAUAGCUCCAGGGCUACUCAGAGAGAGUUCAGUUUUCCUGCUGCCUUGAAACAAAAAGAGAGCCGAUUUCUUCCAUGAGUCUAGGUCCCUAGUGACUAGAACCAGUUUGAGUGAGGGGUGUGUGAUGCGGUCUGGGUAAGCCCCGGGGCUCAGAUGCUUGGACUUCAAAGCAUUGGCCACGUUCUCUACCAUCCUUCAUCGUAUCCUCCUUUCCUCUCCGCUCUUUGAGACAAAAGGCCAUUGCUUAUUGAAGAUGGGAAACUUCCCUAGAAGGGCCCAGUGUUCUGACCGCAGGGAGUGAGUGGUGAAAUCACUGUCUUGUUCAGCUGUCCAGAAUCCCAGAGCACAGUCAGAAAUAGCCAAAGCAGAGGCCCUCACCGUCAGGGACCUCCUUGUCCCCUUCACGAGCACGUGCAAGUUUACCGUGAAAACGUCGGCGUGGGUGCCCAAAUCAAAAUGUGUGUCACCUCUCUGGCUUGUGCAGCUCACGUCGUAGCUGUAAGUAUGAAAAAUUAGAGUGUUCUACCCCAAUUUUCAAUAAACCUUCCAGGCUGCAAUAACCAGGAUGGUUUUCGGCUAAAGCCCUAUCUGUACUUUUUAUUUAUUAGCUGAAAUGUAAGCAGGCAUAUUCACUCACUUUUCUUUCUUCUUUCCUGAGGGUUUUAUUAAAACGUCUCCCUUGGUUAUCUGUUAUCUAUUGCACUUGCAACAUGUAGCCAAUAAAUCUGUUUCAUUGCCAUCAAAGGAAUAAAAAAGCUCGCCGUACAAAUUACAUUCCAAAACAAACCCUAAUCAAUCCGCAUUUCUGCAUGGCUCACUCACCUGGAAUAAUGCCUUUCAUUCAAUAUGUUCUUAUAGGGCAGAACACUUUCAUAAGUGGAAUUUGUUAUGUUUUUUGUCAUAUCGGUAACACGCGGCUUUUUCCUCUCGCAGCAUUUUUCUAUAGCAAAUGUAAUAUGGCUCUUAUCUUCAUGAAAAAUAUAUAUUGCUUUUGAACAAAACUACUCCAUUAUUUAGUUCCCAAUUGCAGUUUUAAAAGGUAUACAGCGUUACGACCUUACUUUCACCAAUGCAUGCAGCUAUUUGGGAUGACAGGAUGGGGUGAUGGCUGAGGGCUUGGUUUGAGGAAGUAGGACCAGCGCGAACCUUGUCCCCUAGCAGCAGGCUUUUGCUCAGUCUCUGUCCCGGAGCUGGGCAGCCGGCGGGACUUGAGGUCUCGCGGUCUUGUUGCUAUUUGUGCCUCUGACUGUUUGCCCGCGGGCCUUUUAACAAAAUACAGUCGCCUCUGACAUUCCUCACUGAAGAGAGUUCACAGGCUGUCUCUUCCUUAGGGGCCUGACAUCAGUACCAUCCCGACUCAUUUCCCUUUUGUCUGCCCUGGAAGUCUUUCUAGAUGGGCCCCCCAGCCGGAGGGGGAGUGCUCCCAGCUCAGGGAGGCCAGAGAGGGGCUGCGAGCCUGUGGACUUUGAUGUACGAUCAGGGGACGGGGGCACGGGGACACGGAGUGUAAAGAGAGCUCUGCUCACUGCAAGAAUUUGAGCUUUUGCUUGCAGCUUGGUCUUCAUCAUUGUCCUACCUGAGGCUGGACAGGAGCUGAUCCAUGUUGGCUGAAACUCGGCCACUUCGUGGAGUGAGCGGUUUCCGGUUGUUCAGGGAAAGGGAGUAGAGACGUGUAUUCUGUGCCAAGAAUCAAUUUUACCAUCGGAAAUACCAGCUAACGUGUGAGUCAAAGUGUGGGUAAGGACAGGAAGGAAGGAAUCAAAUAAUGCUGUGCAUGGUUGUUAAUUCGGAUAACUUGGUUUUCAUGAUUUUUAUAUAAAAAUCCAAGUUAUCUGAAUAUAUAUAUAUGUAUACAAUUAUCUGAAUAUAUAUACAAGUUAUCUGAAUAUAUAUAUAUCUGUAUCUGUGUGUGUGUGUACACACAGUAUCUUAAUGCAGAUACCUUAAUCAUCUUAUGUUAUUUCCUGAAGUAUACAUGUGUCCAGUUUUACUCCAAGAACAACUUUACAGAUGUCCAAAUUGUUCAUAUCCUCCCAGGGUCCUCAGGUAGAAUAUUAAAUUAAAAUUCAUAGAUUGGUAUUCAUGCCUGAAAUCCCAGGAAGUACAGUUCUGUUUAUUGACAGCUCUGAUCAAAUAUGCUGGAAGAGAGAAUAUUUAUAAUUCACUGGUUUUUAUUGACAUCCGCUUAAAUUGUGUUGUUUUUAAAGAUCAAGUUAAGGACCUGCCGCCCUGGGAUGGGAGGGCGUGUCUCCUGAGUGUCGGGGGGGCGACAUCACCAAGGGGAAUGAAUGAUUCGCCUCAUUUAAGACUUCAUGCUUGCCCUUCAGGUUACAGUCCAGAAUUUGCAAGUUAACUUGUAUCUUUUUUAAAUAAAGUUCAUUUAUAUAGA
Leptonychotes weddellii (Weddell seal) is the source of this 4965-nucleotide messenger RNA. It is a transcript of the gene PDGFD, whose product is annotated as platelet derived growth factor D. Lineage: Eukaryota; Metazoa; Chordata; Mammalia; Carnivora; Phocidae. Gene Ontology annotation, cellular component: membrane. The record is from RefSeq and is a predicted model, not a curated record. Gene Ontology annotation, biological process: positive regulation of cell population proliferation; positive regulation of phosphatidylinositol 3-kinase/protein kinase B signal transduction; positive regulation of MAP kinase activity. Gene Ontology annotation, molecular function: growth factor activity; platelet-derived growth factor receptor binding.